AAUCAAUCAAUCAAUCAAUCAAUCAAUCAAUCAAUCACGCCCAGGCCGCGAGCGCGAGGGACCCGAGGAGGCCAGCAUGGUCAGCCCUCACCCAAACUGGACCGGUCAAUGCCUUGUCGGGUUAUAGACGGUGUUGUUUCAGGCGUGGGUGGCCUAACUUGAGGAUAUAGUUCGGCACCAAUGUUUGACCCCAUCGUCUUUUUGCUGGGCGGCCGGGCCUUGGACAGCAGGGCUGAGACGUGCGUCCAAGAGUCAUGCCCCCACGGGACAGGUGCGGCAGCCAGGGGGUCGGGGGGCUGCCCAGGCGACGUGUCCAACCGUCGACGGGACCUCGAUGCCCCUGUGUCGAUCAACUCUCGAGUGCCGGCCUCGCAGGCCUCACAGGCCUCACAGGCAGAGAGGGCUGGCCCGUGGCUUGGCAUCUCAUCUUCAGGGCCGACCGCAUUCGAGUCAACGUCGCCUCACCACCACCGCGACAGGGAUGCCCAGCUCCAGGCAGGCCAGACCGCAUCUUGGGCACGUGCUCGCCGUCGCCAGCCACGGGCUCGGCCACGGGCUCGACGAGCUCAGCAGAGAUGCAUGCAUGACAGUGCGUGCCUUAGGCUGGACGCCCUCAUGCGCAUCCCGGGCCUGCCAUGGGUCCCCUUCUCCCAGCGCCCCAUUCAAAUAUCCCCGGCCUGGGCCUGCUGUCGUCCUGGACCUCUGCUCAGGCUGCUCAAGCUGCUCAAGCUGCUCAAGCCCGCCGUCUCUCCUCCGCGCCACCUGCCAUACAGCCCGACGACCUCCCCGACGACCUCCCCCGCCGCCGUUCCCAGUCCCUACUGAUCAAUCGCCCAACGGCCCCCGGGCUCCAUGCAGCCUUCGCCCAACCCAACCGGCCAUGACGGCCACGGCCACGGCCCCACCUACGCCGACGCGCCCAGGCCGAGUGGGUCCUCCGCCGACUCGGCCACCCUCGCAGACGGCUCCCAGCCGCGACAAGGCCCUGUGGCCUCCCAAAGGCCCGCCGGCGGCCCAGCCUCGGCCCACCAGUAUUACCGGCCCACCUCGUACCUGUUCGAGGGCCGCGACACGAGCCCUGGCCCCGUCGCCAUCCCCGAGCUGCAGAAGCUCACCGUCGACGUGCCCCCUCGGGACCAGAUCUCCAUCAUUCUCGGGCCCUUCUUCAUCAUCUUUGGCGACCUCGUCGUCCCCUGCAUUGUCUACUACGUCUGGCUCGGCGCACAACCCGAGGGUGCGCCCAGGUACAACAAGGACAUCCUGGGCUUCGCCAUCCUUCCCUUCGGCCUCGGUGAGCUCUACAUCCUGGUCGUGCGCGUGUGGCGCCUCAUAAGGUACUACGACGACUGUGCCCCGCUGCUGUCCAAGCACAAAUGGGAGCUCGAUGCCACCUCGUGGAUUUACACGGCUGCCCUCUUCGCCGCCCUGAUCCCCUUCGUCGUCGGCUCGGAAAAGACCAUCCCAGAACUGUACCUCUACGCGCCCGGAAUCUACAUGGCCUUCAUCCUCUCCUGGGCCUUGUUCAGCCUCAUACCGUUCAAAACACCAGUCCGCAUCGACUCGGAGCCCAAGGGUCACCGCAUGCGGCCUCUUGUGUACUACGCCGCCGAGGACUUCUUCGCCGUAGAUGGCUGGCAGAAGAAGGAAUUUCGAGCCCGCUACAGACAGCGCUACGAGUCAUCCAUCAUGUUUCAGAAGAUGAUCUUUGAGCUGACCCUGUGGUGGUGUUCUGGCAUCAUCGUCUACAUUGGCUGCCUGUCCGCCAUCAUCUGGAACACGCCGUUCGAGGUUGCCUUUGGGCUGUCGCUCGGGCUGCUGUUCUCCUUCAUCAUAUCAUGGUCUAUAAUGACCUACAUCUACAUCCAGGUAGCACUCGAGAGGGAGAGAAAAUGGUGGAUAAACAACAAGUCUUCAGGGGAAAAGCCUUAGAACCCUGUCACAAGGGUCUCGUGCACAACGCCACGGGGUGUAUGGGUAUCUGAAAUUAGGGCGUAUGUACAAUGGACAUGUUACAAAUACUCAAAACGGCCCGACUUUUGCAUGCAAGUACUUCAACAGGUGUUGACCAGACGCUUGACUCCAUAGAGAGAGCACUCUUUCCGUUUCGUGCUGGAAUAAUGAACAACAAGAGGUAUUGUGGUACGGCACAUGGUAAUGUGUAAAAUAGGUUGUUGAUUGAAUAGUACAUAGGAUAACCGGUAGAUUGGAGCGACAAGACAUACUUAAGUGGUUUCGCUUCUAAUAUUCCGUAUACGUCCGAGGACAUACAUGGCGCCUUCAUACGGUGGUAAGCGCUCAAGACCCAGCGCUUGACAAGACGUACUUGAGUGUACUACCUAGGUAGCUACCCACAGCGCGCAAAGGAUUCCAGCGUUGUCCUUAUUUGGGAGCAUGUGGUUGGGCACUUUAGCUAUGAGGUAUUCAAUGUCGACUUUUUCUACCAAGAGUAGUAAUGUGCUUAGUCAGCUUUUUAUUUUUAUUUUUACCAGCAG
Messenger RNA from Diaporthe batatas, 2492 nucleotides. RefSeq lists its product as uncharacterized. The transcript has 2 exons. The coding region runs from base 853 to 1929 and encodes 358 amino acids. The record is from RefSeq and is a predicted model, not a curated record. NCBI's taxonomy places the organism in Eukaryota, Fungi, Ascomycota, Sordariomycetes, Diaporthales, Diaporthaceae.